Bacidia gigantensis is the source of this 459-nucleotide messenger RNA. RefSeq lists its product as uncharacterized. The record is from RefSeq and is a predicted model, not a curated record. The coding region runs from base 1 to 459 and encodes 152 amino acids. Lineage: Eukaryota; Fungi; Ascomycota; Lecanoromycetes; Lecanorales; Ramalinaceae. The transcript has 2 exons.
AUGGGCUGGAUACAAAAUCUCUUUAAGCGCCGUGUGGACGUGAAAUAUACUAUCACUGGAAAGAACAAUCCUUACCAAGCUCGGAAGAAAUGGCCUCCCGACUUCGAAAAGCUCCCAUUUACCCAACAAUUCAACUUUGAAAAGAGGUAUCGAAGGAGGUCGAAAUUGAAAUAUCAAAACGAGAAUUGGAUAAGAGGUGUCAAGAUAACACAGUGGACGGGAUCUGUUGGUGAGGUUUCUGCCUCUACUGUCUCCUCAAGUCAACUGAUUGUACCAGCAAUUGGAGUCUACGCAUUCUUGAUACAUGACUGGCAAACUCCAGAAGGAUUUGACGACGAGCCUCCUUUCUGGACCUUACGACACUGGAUCUUUGGCGAGUACGCCGCAAUCUGGACCACGCCGCCCGCCACCUAUUCAGCACAGUCUAGGAAAGACCAGGCGGCUACGGCAUCAGAAUGA